Messenger RNA from Psammomys obesus (fat sand rat), 924 nucleotides. Its product is annotated as transmembrane and coiled-coil domain-containing protein 5B. Bases 1 to 924 code for a protein of 307 amino acids. The transcript is spliced from 11 exons. The record is from RefSeq and is a predicted model, not a curated record. NCBI's taxonomy places the organism in Eukaryota, Metazoa, Chordata, Mammalia, Rodentia, Muridae.
AUGGAAGACGUUGAACAGAACCCAUUGGAUGAUGGGCAUGAGGUAACAGAAAUAUCAACUUUAGAAGCCAUAAAACAGAAUCUCAGAUACCUGAAUGCAGACCUUGAAAAAGAUCUACAGAAGCUGGAUGAGGCCAAUCAGAUUCUUCUCAGAAGGAUUCAAAAGAAAGAAGAAUCUAUAAAAAGUCUUGAAAGAGAUAUUGCCCUGUCCGUAGGAAGAGCCCCAGAGAGGGAUGACUUCAAUGAGAUCAUAAUAAUGAAGGAGAGUGCCCUGAAGGAGCUGGAGCUGGAGACAGCAAAGCUGGAGAAAAAGAACAAGAACCUAAGCAGGAAUGUGAUGGAACUCCAGAAGAAGAUUUCAAGAGGACUUAAGAGUGCUGGCCCUGAACCAGAAACCCUGAAGAAGAAAAUGGCAGAAUUGAAGGUGAAACUACAAAAUUCAACUGAGUCCUGUGCACAACAAGAGAAGGAAAUAGCCAAGAUGGAGAGUGACUACCAAUCUGUCUAUCAGCUCUGUGAAGACCAGGCCCACUACAUAAAGAAAUAUCAAGACAUUCUGAGGGAGAUGAAGAAGGAACAAGAAGUGAUGCUGCUUGAGAAAGAAAUGUCCAAAGCCCAGAAGGACUCUUCCCAAGUGGUGAGACCUGGCUCAACUCUGGUCGAGACCAUUCAAAGCAACAUGGAAAAGAACAUCAUUAAGAAACAGAAGAAGAAGUUUUUGCUUAGGCACUUCCGAUACCUUUUCUUCGUGAUUAUGAUCGUCAUUCGGCUACUGGGCUAUAUGUUUUUCCACCUGCAGUAUAUAAACCCCGACCUUCUCGUGGACACCCUGCCCGUGCUCAUGAGCAGAAGCAGCUUGAAGUGGCUAAGGGACUUACUGUUUCCAUUCCUCACUCUAGAGGUGGAAGAUGUGCUACCCCACUAG